CCCAUAUAACCAUCCCCAAACCAACAACACCAAUAUCUAACAAUGAGGGGAAAAAAAGGAGACCCCCGGCACACAACCCUCACCAAACUCACCAACCUAAUGGACCUCUACCCCCUCCUCUACGUCCGCGGCAUCCCAGACAGCGGCAAAGGAACCGUGAACCAAUUCCGGCGUGAAAACAUCAUGCUAAUGACGCGGGAGCAAGAAGCAAACAGCUUCUUUCUUCCUGUGGAUAAGCCGCUGGAGGAGUUCGACUCUGAGGAUGAUCGUCUCCUCACGCAGAUUUUGGGCUCGUUUAAUCGCCUGUGUAAUGAUCCGCAGAUCUUCUUCCUGGUCAUUUAUUUCUUGACUCUGUCGGCGUGGUUAAGUGAUCGGUUUAUUAAACAGGUGGUUUUGCCCUAUUUGCCUGCGCCGGGGGCGGGCAUGAGGGGGUUGAGAUAGUGAACAUUUCACUAUGUACUAGUUACGUUGGUAGUAGGUGGUUUUUUGGGUGUUGGGAGGUAGGUGGGGGAGAUAUAAAAUGAAUGGUAGUACUUCUUGUUCAAUGCGAAAGUGGGUGUUGUUUAGGUUUGGACUGUAAUGAAGAGUUUCUUGUGUUGUAGUAGUAAA
Molecule: messenger RNA, 609 nt
Organism: Aspergillus vadensis CBS 113365
Lineage: Eukaryota; Fungi; Ascomycota; Eurotiomycetes; Eurotiales; Aspergillaceae
Exons: 1
Coding region: 43-441 (132 amino acids)
Source: RefSeq, a predicted model, not a curated record